CAUGGAUGAAGAAUCCCGGUUCAGCCAGAAGAAACUUCACAGUCGAAACAGAUAUUCACAUAAACCCUCAUUAGUAGUGUAAAUGACACCUCUAAAUCAAUUGGCUUCAUCAUCACAACCCAUGACAAGUAAAUCUUUCCACUUGUAGUCAUACCGAAUAUUCCUGGCCGUAUUGCCUUAAUUUCUUAACCCCGCGAUCAGCGCCAAUUCCGCCCCGCUGCUCGUCGUCGCCGUUUCGCUUCAUCCCACCUGCUUCUCUUUCUCUUCUCCUUUUCUUCUUCUCUUCCCUUCCCUUCCUCCUCCUCUUCAUCCGUCUUCAACUUCUCUGAUCUCGAUCACGCAUCUAUAAACAAAAUGGCCACAAACAUCACCUUCCACGCCAGCGGUGUGACCCGCGCCGAGCGCAGCCAGCUCCGCAACCAGCGCGGCCUCACCAUCUGGCUGACUGGUCUCUCUGCCUCCGGCAAGUCCACUCUGGCCGUUGAGCUGGAGCGCCAGCUCCUGCACGACCGCGGCGUGCACGCCUACCGUCUCGACGGCGACAACGUCCGCUUCGGUCUCAACAAGGACCUCGGAUUCAGCGAGAAGGACCGUAACGAGAACAUCCGUCGCAUUGCCGAAGUCGCCAAGCUCUUCGCCGACAGCGCCUCCAUCGCCAUCACUUCUUUCAUCUCCCCCUACAAGGCGGACCGUGCCACUGCCCGCCAGCUGCACGAGGUCCCUACCCCCGGUGAAGAGACCGGCUUGCCUUUCGUCGAGGUCCACGUCGAUGUCCCCGUCGAGGUGGCCGAGCAGCGUGACCCCAAGGGUCUGUACAAGAAGGCCCGUGAGGGUGUCAUCAAGGAGUUCACUGGUAUCAGUGCCCCCUACGAGGCCCCCGAGAAGCCCGAGGUGUACAUCGACAACCACAACACUCCUAUCCAGGAGGCUGUUGGCCAGAUCAUCGCCUACCUCGACAAGCAGGGUUACUUGCCUGCCAAGGCCCAGUAAGCUUGUCGGUCUAUUGUCCUUUUGUUUCGCUUGAAAAUAUUGGAAAUAUCGGGUGUUUUCUUUCUUUAUUUUCUUUUUUUUUUUUUUUUUUGUUCGGUUAUAUCUUUGUCUGUCCAGUUCUGGCCUAUUUAGAAACCGGGGCUUCCCACCCCCCGUUGAUAGAGCUUUAUACCAAUUAGAUCUGUACAUAUUCCUUUUUUCUUCUCCUUAAAAAAAACAUGCAUAUGCAUGCAAGGUCAGGAAUGCAUCGAUUCAUAUGCUAGAAACAACAUGCAUAGCCAGCUUCACGA
Aspergillus wentii DTO 134E9 is the source of this 1280-nucleotide messenger RNA. RefSeq names its product adenylyl-sulfate kinase. The coding region runs from base 355 to 990 and encodes 211 amino acids. The record is from RefSeq and is a predicted model, not a curated record. Lineage: Eukaryota; Fungi; Ascomycota; Eurotiomycetes; Eurotiales; Aspergillaceae. Gene Ontology annotation, biological process: sulfate assimilation. Gene Ontology annotation, molecular function: ATP binding; adenylylsulfate kinase activity. The transcript has 3 exons.